AUUAUUUUCAAUUUUUUUUCCUCCAACUUUCUUUGCCCGACUCGCCUUCUUUCUUUGGGCGGGUGUUUCAGAAUUCUCUGUGCUUUGAUUUGAGUGAUACGCCUGCCAGUGCCGCCAUUACAAUUCAACUGCUUCUCUCUCCUCCGCACUUUUCCACUCCAGCAUGGGGGCGAGCAACGCUGACGAGGAGCUCCGCCUUCUCGACGAUGUAUUACGCUCGCUGCCGCCGGCGGCAGUGAAUGAUCUCCUAACCCUGCGAUUAUGUCCUCAAUGUAUUCUCCGAUUAUUUGGGAAAUAUGGGCCAAUUUACACUCACUAUUCCCGAAUCUCUACUGUAUUGGCGGAAGUUGUUCAACAUCAGCCUAGCUCUGAUGACCCUCUGUUGAAAGAGUCGGCCAAUGAGGAUGGUAUUUGCAGUGUUUGUUUUGGAAUUCUUCAGUUUAUUUGUGUGGAUGAGAAACAAACAUUGGUGAACAAGGGUUGUGCCAGUGACUUUGCUGCACUAAUCUAUGAACUGGCGAGGAAGGAUGGUCAUCAAGCUGAUAGCUUAUCCCUUGAAGUCUCUAUACCACCAAUUAUUGUGGAGAACGAAAAUGCUGUCAGGUUGUCUAUGAAACAGAAGUACAGUUCUGAGGAUUGGUUCCAAGAAAUGCUCCAGUCUGAAUUCAUUUCAGUCAAGGAUGCCCUAAAGCUGUCUAUCACAGAGCCUCUUGAAACGUUGUUGGGUGUCAAAUCUGGUUCAAGCUCUUUCCGUGUUCGGUUGACUUAUACUUCUUCUGAGAUGCCAAUGAAGACUGAUAAUGGAAAAGAGAAUAACCAAGGCAGCAAGAAGCGGAAAAUAGGCAAAAGGUCUGAAAUUACUGACACUGAAGUACAUUUGAAGCAAUGUUCAGACAGUUUGCAAGAAAUAAAAUCCUUCAGACUGUUGGAGAAGAUAUCAGCUUGCAGUUUGGAGGUUCUUUGUUCCAGCACUCCUAUCUAUAUUGGGGGUAGAUACUUGAAGUAUUCUAGAAAUGUGAGUCAAUCACGAUGGAUUAUUGACGAUGAAAGAAUGGGAGAGGCAUCUGUUGAGGAGAUUGUGGGAACCAGCAUUCUUCCGCUGUGCAAGGGUGAUAAUUACAAAUUCCAUGCUGCUGGUAGAGAGGACAUAGAUGUCCGGAUGUUGGGCUCUGGACGUCCUUUCUUACUUGAAAUUCAAAAUCCUCGAAUGUUGCCAUCAGAAUUGUCACUAAAAGAGAUGGAAACUAAAAUCAAUAGUCUGGAAGGCAAAUUGGUGAAGGUGAAAAAUCUGAAGGUUGUUGAUGAACAAGGUUGGACCCUAAUGCGUGAAGGAGAAGCAGAAAAGCAGAAGCAAUAUGCGGCCCUAGUGUGGAUUUCUCGUCAACUUGAGGAUAAAGACUUGGUUACUAUAUCUUCACUAAAAGAUUUGAAAUUAUUACAGAGAACCCCGGUGAGAGUACUUCAUCGUCGAAGUCCUCUAGAACGUGAAAAGAUAAUCCAUUCGAUGAGUAUUGAGAAGAUGUCUGGAAGUACCCAGUAUUUCCUCCUGCAUCUCUGCACACAGGCUGGAACAUAUAUCAAAGAAUUUGUUCACGGAGAUCUUGGACGUACAUAUCCAAGCCUUGGUUCGAUUCUGGGUUGUCGGGUGGAGAUUCUCCAACUUGAUGUAACAGAUGUGAAGAUGGACUGUUUCCUGACUGAAUAAAGACAUGGUUUACAACAUUUGGAACAAACUCAUCAUCUUAAUUACCUCGUCGACCAUGGUUACCAGCUAAACGGCUUUAUGUUUAGGGUAUUAGAGAAAAUUAUAGGGGCUUAUUGCUGCUGAGGGUGAAUCUACCCCUUGAAAUUUCUGAUUAUACGUGGUGAAGUGGACAAUAGAAUUUGUAAUUUAUGUACUUUAUCUAAAUGACAGGUUCAGUUGUUCGUAUGAA
This is a messenger RNA of Spinacia oleracea (spinach), 1934 nucleotides long. RefSeq lists its product as uncharacterized. The record is from RefSeq and is a predicted model, not a curated record. Lineage: Eukaryota; Viridiplantae; Streptophyta; Magnoliopsida; Caryophyllales; Amaranthaceae. The transcript is spliced from 15 exons. Gene Ontology annotation, molecular function: RNA binding; pseudouridine synthase activity. Gene Ontology annotation, biological process: tRNA pseudouridine synthesis. The coding region runs from base 164 to 1705 and encodes 513 amino acids.